CCCUGAAAGAGUUCACAUUAAAGGAUCUGGCUGACAGACUGCAUACAAGAUUGGACAAGACAUAUCAUCGCAGUGAAGCCUUUUUACCAUUACGCGACGACCUCCAUGAUUGGUUAAAAAUGCUUUGGAAAUUUAUAAUAGAGUAUUUGAAUUUUUGUAAAAAGGACAUUGCUAUAAUUUUUGGGGCAGAAGCACAUAAGGCACGUUAUUAUCAGCAGAAGAGAGAAUAUAUUAUGAAUACUCUUGGAGACUGGGCAUUGUAUCCUUUAACUGACAACAACCAGAAAUAUUUAGUUACAUUAAAGAACGCCUGGAGAGUUCUUGACAACAAUCCAUCUUCAGUAUUCCAUCACUUGCCUGUUCCUCAUCCAUGUCUCAGUAUUAUUCCAGCUGGGUUACCCAUUCACUUAACAGCAACAUUAACAGAUCCUUCAGUUUUGCUAGACAACCUCUACUUCCACAGAGAGAGAAUUGCCCUCUAUGUUAAACCAAGCGGGAUGGAAUCUUAUAAAAAAAUGACUGAGGUAUUGGAAUAUUUUGGUGCACAUUAUUCUAGUACUUCACUCCCUCAUUAUAAACUCCGUUCACUCCCUAUGUUUGAAGACGUUUGUGGAGUUGUGCAGAAUUUGGAAGACAAGGACUUUAUUGUACCAGUUGGGUCAAAGCUUGAUUUAAAAUAUUUGGUUAAAUUAGCAGAAAGUAAAAAUAUAAUAAUUUUAAAGAAAGGAACAUCAAAUGCAAAAUGUUUCUACCAAUACUUGAGUUCAGGAUGUCUUCUGGAGGAUCUGGAAAUUUAUACUAAACUAAUUCUGCCAAAUUUUAAGUAUUUGUCACCUCAAGAACGAACCUACUAUCUGGAAAAGAUACGAGAUGAACUAAAAGAAGCACAUAUGGCAGAAGUGUAUUGGAACCAAAGUCUAAUAAAUGUUGUUUCAAUAUUAAAAAAGACUCCUUUUAUAGAGCUAAAUGGAAGUUGGAAAACUGCAGACAAUUUCUAUGAUCCCAAUAAUCCAGUAUUCAAAGUGAUGGAGCUGAAUAAUUUACCAAAAGAAUGGUCAUCACAAGAAUGGCAGCACUUUCUCAAAUUGUCUGGCAUGGUACAUGAACUGACUGCUGAAAUGUACGUGAAGUAUGCGAGAACAUUAUCACCUAAUGAUUCUAAAGUUAGACCAAAGUCUGAAGUUCUCACACAAUACCUUUUUGACAAGUAUGAUAAUCUAAAGUGCAAUGUUUCACAGAUAAGGAAUAUUGAAUUUCUUGUUCCACAUGAGAGUGAAGAAUUAGAGGAGAUUCUCCCGCACUUCAGAACUGCAUCUGGAUUGUUGUCUUUCUCUAGCGGUGUGCCAUCAGAAUUUGCUAAUAUUCUGUGGACAACUGCAAGCCUUUUGCCACGUUAUGCAACGUCAUGCAGGAGUGAUAUUAAGAAACAUCUGAACAUCGUGGACGCUCCACCUGAAGAAAAGGUUCUUGAGCACAUACAAAAUCUUUGUAGAUUUUUAAAAUCUAAACAAAAGAACUCAAAUGCCGCCAUUGAGAGUAUAAUGGAAAGUAUUUACCAGCAUUUACAAAAGUGCAGAAACAGUGUUCAUGAUACACUUGCUUGCCAGAGAACUCCUGUAGUGCAUAUACCGACGCACUCAACCUUUGUUGCUGCUGAUUGUGUGAUUGAAAUAUUGGAAGUUGAAAUUAUCCCAUAUUUAUUGAGAGUUCCAACAACAUAUGUGAAAUAUAUUGAUGUUUUUAAGAAACUUGGAGCCCUUGAGGUCGCUACGUGUGACUCGUAUGCUCAAGUAUUGAAAAUGAUUUAUGAAGAAAGUGGCGGGAAAGUAUUGCAUCCUGAAGAAUCUAAGUGUAUGAAGGCGGCUCUUGAAGGCUUGGUGAAAAAGAAAUCAAAUCUCAAAGACCUGAAAGUUUCUGAACUAUAUCUCCCAACAAAGGAAAAAAAAUUGGAAAAGUCUUCUGAAAUGUAUGUGCAAGAUGUUGAAUAUUUAGAGAACGGGAAAGGAAAAUUAAACAUACUAAUAUUUGCCGGGUUUAAAGUCUUAAAGAUAGAAAUGACUGAUAGUGACUUUGUGAAUAUGUUGCCUAAGAAUUUGCAGCCAAAUCUUUUGUCUCAAGUUGUGAAGGAAAACCUUGACAGCAAUACCGAGGAAAUAACAACAGAAUUACUUAAAGAGUUAAGACAAAUCCUGCAUUCAGAUACUAUUAAACUGAAUAUAUUGAGAAUUAUAAAUCAUGAUAGAGUAUCUUCAGGAUCAUGUUUAGAUAAAGCUGAAAUAAAAGAAUUGAUGGAUAGUCUUGACAGAGUGGAGGUGAAGCAGUUGAAGGUAAUUACCACCACUCUAACGGUUAAUGAAGACGAAGUUGGGAAACGAGACAGGCAGUUCUUUGUACAAGUUUGUAAUAGAGAAGAGAGAAAAGUUACACUUUAUAUUUCUGAAACCAUUGACAGUACUCUUGUUGUCUGUGGACUGUGUAAAACGUACAGAGAACUACUUAAGUUAGUUACAGCAUCAGUGAUGGAGAAUUUAGGACACAUAUUGAGGUUAUAUGAGAAACCACAUGAAAUUCCUUUAUUACUGAAUAACUUAGGUAUUACUGCAUGGGAAGGUCAGAAUAGUGCAUAUGAGUGCUAUCAAACAGAUGUAGGUUCAUACCUCGAUGAAGAUCUAAUCCAUUUGCUGGAUAAUGAAUUUUGUCAGUUCCACGAGGGAGAGAUUGUCUGUAUGAAGAAGUACAUUCUUGAAGGAGAUGAAUCUACCGAAGAUAAUAUAUACAUAAUUGUUCAAGUAAAGCGCUUGGUGAGAAGUCAUGAUAGCUUAUUUAUGAAUGAAUACGAAGUUGACACUGGAUGUGAAGCAAAGUCCUGCAUGAUAGUUCGAGCCCAUCAGCUGUACAAGUUUGUAAGAGCUAAGGAAAGUAUGAGAAGUGAUGUGGUACAAACUGAUGGGGUCUUAACCGAAGAUGAACCUGGCAGUCUCUCUGAGAAAGAAAUUAUGAAGAAUAUAAAGAAACAAUUAAAAGAAAUAUGGAAAGUUAAAGAUGAAAAAGAAAGGCGGCACCUCUUACGGCGCUUGAUCCUCAAGUGGCAUCCAGACAAGAACCUUGAGAGAGUGGGACUCUGUACCCGCGUGAUGCAAUAUAUGCAACACCUGGUGAAGCGUCUGGAGAAUGGAGAGAUUAUUCCAGACGAUGAAGAUGUUACAAGUGAAAAUACUUUCAGCGGUCCCUCCAGUGCCUACAGUAAUACAUUCAAACCAACAUCCAGUGAUUUCUUCAGUAAAACAUUCAAAACAACAUCCAGUUAUUUCUUCAGUAAAACAUUCAAAACAACUUCUAGUGAUUUCUUCAGCAGUGCAUUCAACUCACCACGGAGCCAAUCCUCAGGUUCCUUCAAGUAUUUCAGAAGUAAGAUGAAGGAGAGAAAGUUGCCUGAUCGUCUUGAAGCCAACAAGUGGCUUAAACAAGCAGAACAUGACUUUGGCGAAGCACAGAGACGUGACGGAGGGUCUUCCUGCUGGACCAUGUACAUGUGUCAUCAGGCAGCAGAGAAAAUUUUGAAGGCGGCCUUAUAUCUAGAGGACCGAGACUUAGCAGCAACAUUCCAGAGAGGAAGAGCACGUCAUUCCCUUACUGAUAUAUCACUAAGACUAAAGUUAAGGGAUUCUUUAGCGAUUGCCUCUGCCUUAGAAGCCAAAGUGGGUCACUAUAUAAACAUGCGCUACCCUUCUGUCCAAGGAUGUCCCUGUGACAACUACACAACUGAUGAUGCCUACUACAUGUUGGCAAAGACAGAAGAAUUAAUGAUUUUACUAAGACCUCGUUUUGUAAGUUAG
Messenger RNA from Procambarus clarkii (red swamp crayfish), 3836 nucleotides. The record is from RefSeq and is a predicted model, not a curated record. NCBI's taxonomy places the organism in Eukaryota, Metazoa, Arthropoda, Malacostraca, Decapoda, Cambaridae.